AUGGCCGAGCCAGGACCAGAUCUUCCCCUGGCAGAGAAGGAGGCAGAGGCCGCUGCUGAUAGCACGCCAACCGAAGAGAAGGAGGCUGUAAAGGAGGAACCAGACCCUUCCCGGAUUGAGGUGGUGUCAGUGACUGAUGAGGAACUACCUGCUGUCGAGACUCCAACCACAAUUAAUGUUAGCCCUCUUGGCAGUCCUGAGUCACUGCCCCUAGAAGGCACAGACCCCGAGAAGCCUCCUCUUAACGCUGAAUCCCUGAAUCCUCCAACAGACCCCCCUGCCCCUCCACCACAAAGCCCAGGCAUGCCCAGCACCAAGGUGCAGCCUUUCCUAAAUGGUAUGGAGACAACACCCAUCAGAGAAUAUGACCUCGCAGAAAAGACACUACGUGGCCGGAUUCUCGCACGGCGGAUGGAGCUCCUCAUCGGUGCUUGUGUGCUGGUCAUACUCUGCCUCGCUAUUGGCAUAGGAGUGGGAGUGGGUCUCAGCUGCCCAGGGAAGUUCCGCUGUGGGUCAUCGUCCCGCUGCAUCAGCAGCUCUGCGCAGUGCGAUGGCGUUAUUGACUGCGAGCACGGGGAGGACGAGCUGCGCUGCGUGCGUCUGAGCGGUAAGAGCUCAGUGCUCCAGGUGCUGAUUGGGGGGGUGUGGAGGACUGUUUGUUCAGAGGACUGGAGCCCCAGACUGGGCUUCUCUGCCUGCAAGCAGCUGGGCUACUCCAGUUAUGUAAAGUCCAGUUCCCUCCCCCUCUCAUCCAUUGAGGAGGACUAUCAGGACCACCUGGUGUCAAUCAACCUGAGUCAGUCUGCCUCCCAACAGCCAGUCAAGAUCCACAACUCCAGCAACCUCAGUAAAACUCAGUGCAGUUCAGGGAGAGUGACUUCUCUCAAGUGCGUGGAGUGUGGCUCCAGGCCUCAGUUCCGCACACGUGUUGUGGGGGGUAACCUAUCGAGAGAGGGGCAGUUCCCCUGGCAGGUGAGUCUGCACAUCCAGAGACAGCACUUAUGUGGAGGGUCCAUUAUAGGCCAGCGCUGGAUCGUGACUGCUGCUCACUGCGUGUACGGGUUUGCUUCCCCAUCGUUGUGGGCGGUAUACGUAGGAUUGGUAGAGCAGCCAGCCAAUGGAGCCAAUUCUCUCACUGUAGAGAAGAUCAUCUACCAUGGCCGCUACAGACCCAGGGGCUAUGACUAUGACAUAGCCCUCAUGAAGCUGGCAGAGCCACUAAACUUCAAUGGGUACGUGGAGCCCAUCUGUCUUCCUAACUUCGGGGAGCAGUUUGAGGAUGGGAAGAUGUGCUGGAUCUCCGGAUGGGGGGCCACAGUGGAUGGGGGUGAGGCCACUGUGUCCCUCCGGUUCGCCAGAGUCCCACUGCUCUCCACCAAAGCCUGCAACCAGCCGAGCGUGUACCCAAACUUAAUCUCAUCCUCGAUGAUCUGCGCUGGGUACCUGGAGGGCGGCGUAGACACCUGCCAGGGGGACAGCGGGGGGCCUUUGGCUUGUGAGGACUCGUCAGUGUGGAAGCUGGUGGGGGCCACAAGCUGGGGUGAGGGAUGUGCAGAGAGGAACAAGCCGGGAGUCUACGCGCGCAUCACCCAGUUUCUCAACUGGAUCCACGAACAAAUGGAGGUGAGAGUGUGUGUGCGUGUUCCUGUCUCCCUGUCCACUGGUGCAAUGACCUAUGACUGGCAGCUGGGCCUCAUUCUCUCCUCGCCCCUGUCCUCCAAUCACACAGAGCCAUGUGGCAUAUCCGUCAAGCUGUAA
Molecule: messenger RNA, 1758 nt
Organism: Conger conger (European conger)
Lineage: Eukaryota; Metazoa; Chordata; Actinopteri; Anguilliformes; Congridae
Gene: tmprss3a
Product: transmembrane serine protease 3a
Exons: 13
Coding region: 1-1758 (585 amino acids)
Biological process (GO): acrosome reaction; proteolysis
Cellular component (GO): membrane
Molecular function (GO): serine-type endopeptidase activity; protein binding
Source: RefSeq, a predicted model, not a curated record